AUGGUCAUAUCUACAUUUAAAGUUGAAUCACGGUUCGGUGGAGAGAAAACAGAGGCGCCGACUUUGGAGGUUGAUGUUGGUGAUGGAUUGGAAAUUGUUUGUCCGAGGAAGAUCAGAAAUAAACCUUAUGAAUAUUUGAAAAUUCAUAUGGUGUCUGACAUGGCAUUUCUCAGUUGCCAACUAGAAUCACGGUCUAAAGAAUUCGUUGUCUGCGAUGGGCCAAAUAUGUCUACUCAUAAAGUGGUGUUUCGGAAAUUUUCACCAGUACCAAAUGCAUUUGAAUAUUUCCCUGGGCGUACUUAUUACUUAAUAACCACCUCUGAUGGGACCUGGGAAGGGUUGAACAACACUAGUGGUGGAUUAUGUAUUUCAAGAAAUAUGCGAUAUCAGAUAUAUGUACGCUUGAAUGAUCGUUCAAGAUCACCGAGCAGUGGCGAACAUUCAGUUGAUUCAAGACCGAUUAGUGAGGAAGAGACUGCAAAAUUGCGUCACUAUUCCAGAAGUCGAAAUAGUGCUUCAGAAAAAAAACCAGAACAGUCAGAUGAAAGCUUUAAAAUUGAUGGAUCUAUUGACUUUGCAUCAAAAUACGGAAUUCACUUAUCACAGUUAAAAUACGUGAGCAAGUUGGCUAGCGGAGGAGCUGAAGGGCCAUUUUCUUUCCAGAAGAACGAAGAGGAGAGACGAGGAGCUACAACUGAAGCAUCUGAUCACGUAUCAAAAUUAUCGGAUAAAGCGUUGAGGACGAAUAGAUUUGAAACGUUCCUAGAACCUGCAUCAUUGCCGCUUUCGUCCGAUGCAACCACAUCGGAUAAGUCGGUUAAGAGAGGCAGGAGUGAGGAUCGAACGUUGAGGCGUGAAACAUAUGAUGACCCUUUCAACGAA
Messenger RNA from Enterobius vermicularis (human pinworm), 882 nucleotides. The record is from the annotation of a GenBank genome assembly. NCBI's taxonomy places the organism in Eukaryota, Metazoa, Nematoda, Chromadorea, Rhabditida, Oxyuridae.